CUCUGAAGUCCUACUGCCAACAUCUGCCAAAACGAAGCUUCUGAGCUUCCUGCUACAGGAGGCUGCCAGGAAGUUUUCAACAGAAACAAAUAAGGGUCAGCCCUUCCUGAGAACCUUCCGGAACAGUAACUACAAGUAUCCUACCAAGCCAGCCAUUGAGAACUGGGGCAGUGACUUCCUAUGCACAGAGAAGAACCCUUCCAGCAAGGUACCCACCUCAGUUCAUGAACUCCGACCAGCGGACAUCAAGGUGGUGGCAGCCAUGGGUGACUUUCUGACGACAGCCACAGGAGCACGACCAAGUGAGUCCAACAGUGAGGCCACCCCCUGGAGGGGGCUGUCUUGGAGUAUUGGAGGAGAUGGAAAAUUGGAGACCAUUACCACACUGCCCAACAUCCUGAGGAAGUUCAACCCUUCCAUCCUUGGAUUCUCCACGGGUUCCUCAAAGAACACAGCAGGAUUAAAUGUGGCAGAAGAAGGCGCCAGAGCUCAGGACUUGCCGGCCCAGGCCACGGCCCUGGUGAAGAUGAUGAAAAGCACAUCUACUAUCGACCUACAGAAACACUGGAAGCUGAUUACACUCCUCAUUGGGAACAACGACCUGUGCCUCUACUGUGAGGAUCCGGGGAACUACUCAACCAAGACGUAUGUCAAGUACAUCCAGGAUGCCUUGGAUAUCCUCUACAAGGAGCUUCCCCGGGUUUUCGUCAAUGUGGUGGAAGUCAUGGAGCUGGUUGGCCUGCAGCACGGGGACCAAGGUGGGAAAUGUACCAUGCCGCUGGCAGUUCAGAAAAAUUGCAGUUGCUUGAAACACACUCAAAACCUCAUAGCGAUGCAGGAGCUGAAGAAAAUAAACUGGAAUCUCCAGAGUGACACCUCAGAGCUCUCCUUCUUGCACCGGUACAUGCAGCGUGAGGACUUCGCAGUCACUGUGCAGCCUUUCUUCCGGAAUACCUUCAUCCCUCUGAAUGAGCGAGGGGGCCUGGACCUCACCUUCUUCUCUGAAGACUGUUACCACUUCUCAGACCGUGGCCAUGCUGAGAUGGCCAUUGCCCUCUGGAACAACAUGCUGGAACCUGUGGGCUGGAAGACAACCUCCAAUAACUUCACAUACAACCGAAGCAAACUCAAGUGUCCCUCACCUGAAAACCCUUUCCUCUACACCCUCCAAAAUAGUCAGCUUCUUCCGGUCAAAGCUGAAGAACCCUCCAAUGCAAUCUACUGGGCAGUGCCAGUGGCAGUACUGACUGGCCUAGCAGUUGGCAUCCUUGGAGGGAUGAUGUGGAGAACUGGGAAACCCGUCCAACCGGAGGAGGAGGAGACUCUUCCAAAUACAAAUGCGGAACCUGCAUAAAAGCAGAGGCUCAGAGAUGGGUCCUUGGUAAGGGGCAGUAAUUAAGUAAUCUCAGGGAUGGGGACUGCCUGCCUUCCUUUCCUGAUGAAGAGGAAAGAGUUCAUGAUCUCUUUUUGGAAAGAUAAAAAAGAAAAGGGCCACACA
This is a messenger RNA of Apodemus sylvaticus (European woodmouse), 1498 nucleotides long. Its product is annotated as phospholipase B1, membrane-associated-like. The coding region runs from base 263 to 1354 and encodes 363 amino acids. The record is from RefSeq and is a predicted model, not a curated record. NCBI's taxonomy places the organism in Eukaryota, Metazoa, Chordata, Mammalia, Rodentia, Muridae. Gene Ontology annotation, molecular function: A2-type glycerophospholipase activity; phosphatidylcholine lysophospholipase A1 activity; retinyl-palmitate esterase activity. Gene Ontology annotation, biological process: phospholipid metabolic process. Gene Ontology annotation, cellular component: brush border membrane. The transcript is spliced from 16 exons.